AGCUAUCUCUUUCAACGAGUCGAUGCCCGAAAUUUGAAUUAGUGUUAGCUCGUUUUGCGUUAGCGAUGGAGUUUUAUAUUUUAUUUAUUAUUUUUCAAUUAAUUUCACAAUCGUGUGCAAGGUUGCAUUUGGAUGAUUUUCCAAAUUUAUAUCCAUUUGAUAGAGAUCUACAUGAACGGGUUCUCGAUGAAAAAAUGUGUCAGCGACAACUUCAUCAUAUGAUGAUUGAGGAUAUUGGAAUUCUUACACAAUUUGUGGACGCAGGAGCGCGAACGCCGAAAGGAAUAUUAAAAGGAAAUUUGAGAGACAUUGGAAACUAUCAUCAAUGUUUAUCCAUAAGGCAGGAUGCUUUAGAUAUGACAUUUGAAGGAAAAUAUUGUUUAAUCAAUGUACCUUUAAAUCAAGAAUUUGAUAUACCAUCAAUUGAAUGGCCUAUAUUUGACCCCGAUACAUUAAAAAUGGACGGGUACUUGGAAUUAUUGGAACAAAAUGAAUUAAAAGACUCUCAAUUAAGAAAUGCAUUAUCUAUUGGACCCGAUAUAUUGGGAUCAACUUCAAGGCUUGGAAAUGAUAAUACUACUACCUUUCAAAAUUUGGCGCUGAAAUUAGCUAUUUGCAUACCGAAGGUAUGCACAACACAUGAAGCAAUUAACAGUAUAUUAAAUAUCACAUCAUAUGGGUUUGUUUAUGAGGAUAAUAUGUGCAGACUGCCGAAUGAUAGGCAUUGGGUAGCUGGGGACUAUGUAGCUAUAGUGCUGUUCUCAGUCAUUGGUUUCUUGAUAGUAGUAAGCACAUCAUAUGACCUUUAUCAUCUAUGUUACCUCAAAAGAAGUACCAAACGAAUGCAUCCACUUCGUCUAUUUUCCGCUUACUUAAACAUGGCAAAUUUAUUACGUAGUUCUGGUAAACCAGGGACCCUUGAAUGUUUGGAUGGAAUAAGAGCACUUGCAAUUAUUUGGGUCGUACUUGGACAUACUUUCUAUAUCAUACCUUAUGUUGGAGCCAACAUGAUUGAUAUUGCUGAGUGGCAGCAAAAAGUUCAAAACAUUUGGGUGACUGGGGCUCUUCUUACUGUCGAUACUUUUUUCAUGCUUAGUGGUUUACUAGUCGUUUACAUCGGUUACGUCAAAUUCACACCAAAGUCUCUCUUGAUGAAUUUGCACAAGUUUUACCUGGGACGGUUACUUAGGAUGUUUCCAAUAUUGGCAAUAGUUAUACUUUUUGAAGUUUCUUUAUACAAUAGAAUAUCCGAUGGUGGAUUCUGGUACAUAGCUGGCGAAAACGUACACAAGUGUAGAGCAUUUUGGUGGACCACACUUCUUCACAUACAGAACUUUGUAAAUCCUCAUCAAGCUUGCCUUGGCGUAACGUGGUACCUGGCAAUAGAUGUUCAGCUUCAUUUAAUAUCUCCGUUGGUACUAUUCUGGCUGUUACGUGGUAGCAAGCGUUCUUCUUGGUCAGCUCUCAUCAUAGGACUUACCGUAUCACUACUAGUUGCUACUCUUUACAUAUUUCUCGUCGAUAGUACUAAUGACUACUACGCUCAGUACUAUGUGAAUGUAUUAACCCGUUCACCGCCAUUCUUCGUUGGUAUGAUUAUUGGAUAUAUUCUUCGCAUUUACAGGAAUAAGAAGGUCAAAAUGUCACGAGUAAUAUCUGCAUUCUUUACCCUGGUCGCUGUCGGAAUGACCUAUCUGAUGCUUUACCUCAACUAUCUUCACACCCAACCUGAUUGGAAGGAGAACCAGACAUCAUCCAAGUUGAUCGACGCAUUUUCUCGCGCGAUAUGGGCAGCAAGUUUGGGAUGGAUUAUAUUUGUUUGUGUUAAUGGUUACGGGGGUCCAAUCAACUGGUUCCUAUGCUUAGAAAUAUGGAAGAUCCCUGCUAAAGUUUCCUACGGGAUGUAUUUGGUACAUUAUUCAAUGAUGAUUGCUUACUAUGCAUCCGCGUUUGAUCCUGUCUAUUUCACAGUGGGUUCAGCAUUAUUUAGAUUUGUCGGCUUCCUCAGCCUAACAAUCAUUCUUGCUAUCCUCGUAACGGCACUCAUAGAUUAUCCUAUUGCGAUGCUUUUCAAGCCUCUAUUGGAUAUAAAGCCACCUCAUCAAAAACCUUUAAUAAAGGAAUCGCAGGAAAACACCGAUGGACAAAAUAAUACUCCACCUCUAGCGAGUAAUGGUGGCAAUGUGAAUCAAGCCUUUGAGCCUGAUGAAAAAGAAAAUGAUGAAAAAAGCGUUGACAAGAGUAAACAAUGAUGACACCAAUUAAAUUGGUUAUUGGACUGAAACAUUUAAUUUUACUAAAAUUGUGAUAGUGGAUAAAUUCGUGAAUGUUAUAAUAUAUUAUAAGAAUAUGGAAAUAUGCCUGUUCAUUCAAGUAGAUCGGAGAAUUAAAAUUGAGACGGAGUGAUACAAAGCAAUGUUUCAGACUGCGCUUGCCCAUUGAAGCGAAGCAAUUUGAAUCGGAUGUGCAUCUUCCUCACAUCUGUUGACUUGCUUACUUUAAAUGAUUGAAUUGGAUUUACGGAGGAGCAUUCCUUUCCGGACUUACUAAGGCGGAGUGGAGUUCAGUUUCAUUUUUAUGCAACCCUACUGGUAAACCCAUGCACAGCGCAACUCCAAUCCUCUGUCCGCUCUCUUCUCCGCUUCAAUGGUCGGAUAUCUAAUAGUGAAGUAAUUGUUUUUCCUACUUCCCCAGUUUCGUACAAUUUGAUAGUUUUGCUUCCACUUUAUUUUUACCAAACGCUCAUCGUUAUAUGGAUAAGCGUAUACGCUUCAAUAGGAAUGAUGAAGAGAAAUAUUGUGGAAAUAAAAUUCACCACCGUUAACAUAGCAAUAAGUACUAAGUCAAACUAAAUUAUUUAUUAUUGAAAUAAGAGUGCAUUAGCAUUUAAUUUUAUAAUUUAUCUGUUAGUCUAGUCGACAAGUUGAAAAUGGUACAAAAUAGAGAUACUGCUCUUAAAAUUAUGUGCGAUAACUCAUUGGAUUCGAAAUGACGCCUAGAUGUACCAAAAGCGUGUAUUAGCACAUAAAAAAUUGCAAAAGUUAUAAACAAUUAUAGAAUAAAAAAUAAAUGGCAUUUCGUUUUUUGCUAAUAUUUCAUAAACUAUUAAUAUUUCAAAAAUUUCAAAAAGAAAGAUUCUGAAAGAGGAGGAAACUUCCAAUAAAAAACUCCGAACUUUUGGAACUCUAUCUCCAUUAUUUAUAAUUUUAAUUUAACGCUGAAAAUAGGUGUGCGCGCGACAUUUUAUUUUGUACGCGUGGCGUCAAAAGCGAGUACGGCACAUUAAUUAAUUUAUAUAAGGUAUUGAAAAUUUUUUUAUAAAUUUGAAAAAAAUAUUGUGUGUUCUGAUCACUAUAAAUAAUUUAUUACUGUUGGAAAUUUUGUUAACUUGUUGAAAAAUUAACAUUAAGUAAAACACGCUUUUGGCACAUUUCAUUGUCGUCAUAUAUUAUAUUAUACAAUGAUUAUUAUUUUAGAUUAUUAAUAUUAAUUUCGUUAUCUGUGUUAAAAUCUAUCUAUUAUAUAUCUGUUUAGUAGGAAAACAAUAUAUAUUAUAAAGAAUCAUAGUAUUUUUACCUACUUAAUGAUAAUUAAUAAUUUGAUAUUAUGAAUCUCGUUAAGAGAAUUAAUAGACAUCACAGACAAAUUUUGUGCUUCUAGCUGUUUUAGCUAUACUGAUGAAUAUUUUAUUACCGUAUUACGCCCUUCAUGUAACUUUUAUAUUAUAAUUUCAAAAUGUGUAUUAAACUUGUUUUAAAAAAUCAAAGCAGAACUGCAAGUACUUAUCAGAAGGCAUUCGAAUAAAAAAGAGGAUGUCCUUAAAAUAUGCCGAAAAAGUAUUGCACCCAAACUUUACUUUGAACAAAGUUCUCUUUUUUGAUGAGAGUAUAAUCAUUCUGAAUUGUAACGAAGGAAGAAACAACGUGUAAAUAAAGAGCCAGCUAUGUUGGUGUUUCAUGGAUAUUUUGGAGAGCAAAAUAUAUUAAAACCUACUUAUAUUUGCUUACAUUACACUCAUUACAUUGAAAAAGGGUAUGGAACUUCAUGUAGUACCUUAGUCACAUUAGUUCAUGUUUAUGCAUGACAAUACCACAAGCAUUUUAAAUAAAUAAGUGAGCGUUGGUAUUAUUGACUAGCAAGAAGACGCCGACUGCGAUCUUCAAGAUAUAUACUAUUUGUAUUGAAAAAAUCUUAAUAGUUUAAUAGAUUACUUAAGUUUUAUUUUAUUUUUUAUAUAAAGUCUGUUAUUUAUUAAGUCCUGUGUAAAUAAAUAAAUAUUAUUCGAAAUAAUAAAUAGAA
Molecule: messenger RNA, 4299 nt
Organism: Leptidea sinapis
Lineage: Eukaryota; Metazoa; Arthropoda; Insecta; Lepidoptera; Pieridae
Product: nose resistant to fluoxetine protein 6-like
Exons: 12
Coding region: 66-2252 (728 amino acids)
Molecular function (GO): acyltransferase activity, transferring groups other than amino-acyl groups
Source: RefSeq, a predicted model, not a curated record